UAAUGCUGAUUGGAAAAAAAAUUGGAGAUUAUAAGCUUCUUGAGGAAUUAGGUAGAGGAUCAUUUGGCUGUGUAAUUUUAUGAAUUAAUAAAAAAUACAAUAGGUAUAUAAAUGUUAGAAUAUGUAUGAUUAAUCCUACCAUGCUAUAAAAAUUAUUCAAUUUGAAUCUCUUAAAAAUUGUGAAGGGAUAGUUGGGGAAUUACUAAAAGAUGAGAUUAGUGUAUUGGCUAAAAUAGAUUCUCCUAAUGUAUUAAAAUUAGAACAUUAUUUUUAAUCAAGCACCAAUUGUUAUAUUUUAAUGGAAUAUUGUAAUGGUAAUUUUUAAAAAAUAUAAAAUCUUUUAGCAGGGGAUUUGGAAAAAUAUUGGGAAAAAUAAGGUAAGAGAAUAAAAGAAUAGAAUGUUAUAGAUAUAAUUAUAUAAGUAUUAAAUGGAUUAUAUGAAUUACAUAAACUUAAUGUGAUUCAUAGAGAUAUCAAAUUGGCAAAUAUUUUAAUGCACAAUGAUCAAGUAAAAAUUGCUGAUCUUGGUUUCUGUAAAUAAUUGCAAAACAAAGUUAUUUAAUAAAAUUAUUGUAGGAUAUGGAAGUCAGGUUAUGUUUAGGAACAAUGGGGACAAUGGCACCAGAGGUUGCUAGAUUUGAUAGUUAUGGAUUAUAAUCAGAUAUCUUUUCUAUUGGAUGUAUAUUUUAUUAACUUUUGUUUGGUGAAUUACCUUUUGAAUGUUAUGAUGUUUAAUUCUAUUUAUAAGCUAUUCGAUAAUGUAAUUAAAUUUUGUAGUUUUUAAUAGAGAAAAUUGAUUUUUAAAAGUAUGGAGUUGUAAUUUCAAAUGAAGUCAAAGAAAUUAUAAGUAAAAUGUUAAUAGAGGAUCCAAAAGAAAGAUUAACUUUUCCUCAAUUAUUUUAAUAUUCCUUAUUUAAAAAAGUUCAAAAUAUGUCUUAGGUGAGUAAAAUUGCAUAGAAAAAUUUUAGCAAAAUAGAAACUUCUAAGUUCUAUUAGAAUAUUUAUGAUAAUAAGAAAGAUAUUUAAAUAUAAUAGACUGGUAUGAAUGUCUUGAGAUAAAAUGAAGACAUCUUAAGAACUUAGUAAAAUGAACAAUAUCAAAUUGUGAAUAAUAUAUAGUAAAAUAGUAGAAUUAAUCAAAAUCAUUAUGAUUAAGAGAACGUAUAAAAAUUAACUUAUGAAUUAUUAUCUACCAAAUAUUUGUCUCCAAAUUAAUAAUCAAUUUCUAAUACUUUAUAAUAACUCAAAGAUAAUGAGAUAGCUUUCAAAUCAGAUAAACAAUAAAAUAAUAUACCUAGCUAAAUUAGUGAUUAUACAUAAACUAUUUAAAAAUAUCGAAUUUUAUUAGAUGCUUUAGAAUAUUGCUAAAGGACAUAUACUGAAAUUGAUCAAAUAACAUUUUUAAUAUAAAGCUAAGUAAUAAUUAUAUUGUAUUAAAGUCUUUGAUUGGUAAAUUUAUGCUCUUAAAAAGAAUAAGAUCUGAAAGUAAAGUUUAUUUCUAAGAAUUGUCUAAUAAUCCACAAAUAUCUGAAUUAAAAGAUGUCUUCAAACCUUUUAUUGAAAAUAAUUAAUUCGAUAUUGUGCUUAAUUAAAUGUAUCUAUUAUAAUUUAAUAUCCAAUAGAAAAAGUUCUAAAUAACUUCUAAAUAAUUUAUGCUAAAAUUAUGAUAAUGAGAUUCAAGAGUAGGCAACAGGAAUAUUUCACUUAAAUUAUUAUUAAGCAUUGAUGGAUUUGCAUACAUAAAUUAAAUAAGAAAUUAAUAGAGAAGCUGAAAUUAAAAAAAAGAAAGUUUUAGUCAUUGUUUUAAUUCAUAUUUAAAGAUGUAUGCAUUUUCAAGAUCUGUGUUCAUAAAAAAUAGAUCUUGUAGAGGAAUUCUUUAAUAUCAAAAACAAAAAUUUAAUUGAUAUAAUCAAGAAAGUUUAAUUUUGA
This is a messenger RNA of Paramecium pentaurelia, 1929 nucleotides long. Lineage: Eukaryota; Ciliophora; Oligohymenophorea; Peniculida; Parameciidae. The record is from the annotation of a GenBank genome assembly.